Messenger RNA from Camarhynchus parvulus, 3940 nucleotides. RefSeq names its product kelch like family member 13 (gene KLHL13). The transcript has 8 exons. NCBI's taxonomy places the organism in Eukaryota, Metazoa, Chordata, Aves, Passeriformes, Thraupidae. Gene Ontology annotation, biological process: protein ubiquitination; regulation of cytokinesis. Bases 920 to 2887 code for a protein of 655 amino acids. The record is from RefSeq and is a predicted model, not a curated record. Gene Ontology annotation, cellular component: Cul3-RING ubiquitin ligase complex. Gene Ontology annotation, molecular function: ubiquitin-protein transferase activity; cullin family protein binding.
AGAAAUAGCUCCUGGUUCAAUUCUUUAUUGCUAAGUAGCGUGACAGGGUGUUGGCUUUUUAAUGAGAGGAUUAAGCUGUCCUGAUGAAUAGAAAAAUUGUCAUGCUGUACAGAGACUAUUCUGAAAUCUGCAGACUAAAUAUCUUAGUGUUGGUUUGGUCUGCUCUGGCGAUACAUUAGAGGUGAUGUAUUUUUUCCCUGUAAGGUAAUCAGUAUAGCGGAAUCUCUGCCUUCUUUUCCCUAGAAACAUGCUCUGCUUCUGCAUAAGAUGCUAUUAAACUCCCCAGUCCCUUUUUAAUAGCUUGCCUUCCCUGCUCCCCGCUGUCGUCAGCCCCGGGAGGUCACCAGGCAGAGCCCUGAGCUGCGGAGCCGUCCCUGCUGGGGACCGGCGUGGCCCCAUCUGCUUCGUCAGCUCUGGAGGCAAUUUGGGAGCUGCUGGGGGGCGUUGAGAAUUAGAUUGUUGAUAGCGUUCCUACAAAGACUGCUAUUAACAGCCUGCUAGUCUCUGCUUCUCUACUGCAGAAGACAGAGUGAUAUUUGUGUUCCCAUAUCGUGUUGUAAAAUGCAUGAGAUUUUGCUCUUCCUCCUUGGAAAUGAGAAUAGGAAAAUGAGAGCAUCCUGAACCAGAAGCUAUUAGAAGAGCAUGCAGAAACCUGCAGCGAUUUCUGCUUUAUUUUGUCUUCCUAGCUAUGGAUUAGAAGGACUGAUUUUUGCAAUGGGCUUUUUCUAUAAUGGCAUUCUUGUAUUGUUUGGUCAGAGCUUGCACAGGAGGAAAACAGGCUGCUGAAUUUAGUCACUGAUCUCUAUUAGCCGUGGCCUAAGGCUAUGCUGAGAUUUAUAUCCCAUUUGUAUUGUUGCAGCUCAAAAGAAGAAUGUUCAGAGGAUGACAAGUGUAUUCUGAGUAGUACCGUGGUGACAACAUGCCAUUGAAAUGGAAAACGAGCUCUCCUGCUAUCUGGAAAUUCCCAGUUCCUGUGCUUAAAACAUCCAGGUCAUCGCCACUUUCUCCAGCAUACAUAUCCCUGGUGGAAGAGGAGGAUCCUCAUAUGAAAGUGUCUCUUGGCAGCAGCGAUAUGGGCGUCUCUGCCCACCUGCAGUCUUCGAAGACAGGAACCACCAGAUUUUUCACCAGCAAUACUCACAGUUCUGUGGUGUUACAGGGCUUUGACCAGCUGCGAGUGGAAGGUUUGCUCUGUGAUGUGACACUCGUUCCUGGAGAUGGUGAUGAGGUGUUCCCUGUGCACAGAGCAAUGAUGGCUUCUGCAAGUGAUUACUUCAAGGCCAUGUUCACAGGAGGAAUGAAAGAACAAGAUUUAAUGUGCAUUAAGCUUCAUGGUGUGAACAAAAUAGGCCUAAAGAAGAUCAUUGAUUUCAUCUAUACUGCAAAACUUUCCCUUAACAUGGACAACCUUCAGGACACUCUGGAAGCUGCCAGUUUUUUGCAGAUUUUACCUGUUUUGGACUUCUGUAAAGUAUUUCUUAUCUCUGGGGUUUCAUUGGAAAACUGUGUUGAGGUUGGGCGAAUUGCCAACACAUACAACCUCACAGAAGUGGAUAAAUAUGUUAAUAAUUUCAUCCUGAAGAACUUCCCUGCAUUAUUAAGUACUGGUGAAUUUGUGAAACUCCCCUUUGAACGUCUUGCCUUCGUGCUUUCAAGUAAUAGCCUUAAGCACUGCACUGAACUGGAGCUCUUCAAGGCGGCGUGUCGCUGGCUGCGCUACGAGGAGCCUCGCAUGGAGUACGCCGCCAAGCUCAUGAAGAACAUCAGGUUUCCCCUGAUGACACCCCAGGAUCUUAUCAACUACGUUCAGACAGUGGACUUCAUGAGGACUGACAACACCUGCGUGAACUUGCUGCUGGAGGCCAGCAACUACCAGAUGAUGCCGUACAUGCAGCCGGUGAUGCAGUCGGAGCGGACGGCGAUCCGCUCGGACAGCACGCACCUGGUGACGCUGGGGGGGGUGCUCAGGCAGCAGCUGGUGGUCAGCAAGGAGCUGCGCAUGUACGAUGAGAAGGCCCAUGAGUGGAAGUCCCUGGCGCCCAUGGACGCGCCGCGCUACCAGCACGGCAUCGCCGUCAUCGGCAACUUCCUCUACGUGGUGGGCGGCCAGAGCAACUACGACACCAAGGGCAAGACGGCGGUGGACACGGUCUUCAGGUUUGAUCCGCGCUACAACAAGUGGAUGCAAGUGGCGUCUCUAAAUGAGAAACGGACCUUCUUCCACCUAAGUGCCCUCAAAGGACAUUUGUAUGCAGUCGGAGGUCGGAACGCGGCAGGCGAGCUAGCCACUGUGGAAUGUUACAACCCCAGAAUGAACGAGUGGAGCUACGUGGCAAAAAUGAACGAGCCCCACUAUGGUCAUGCUGGAACCGUCUAUGGGGGGUUAAUGUACAUUUCAGGGGGAAUCACCCACGAUACUUUCCAAAAGGAACUCAUGUGCUUUGACCCUGACACAGACAAAUGGACUCAGAAAGCUCCCAUGACGACAGUCAGAGGUCUGCAUUGCAUGUGUACUGUAGGAGACAAGCUGUAUGUUAUUGGUGGCAAUCACUUUAGAGGAACAAGUGAUUAUGAUGAUGUUCUAAGCUGUGAAUAUUACUCACCAACUCUAGACCAGUGGACUCCAAUUGCCGCCAUGUUACGUGGGCAAAGUGAUGUCGGGGUUGCUGUCUUUGAAAAUAAAAUCUAUGUUGUUGGAGGAUAUUCUUGGAAUAACCGGUGCAUGGUGGAAAUAGUUCAGAAGUAUGAUCCAGAAAAAGAUGAGUGGCAUAAAGUAUUUGACCUUCCAGAAUCCCUUGGUGGCAUUCGAGCCUGCACUCUCACAGUUUUCCCUCCGGAGGACAACACAGGGUCACCGUCCAGGGAGUCUCCUCUGUCAGCACCUUAGACCCAUCCCUUGGCUCACCAUUGUAGUAACACCUCUGCACUGCAUCAUGGGGUCUCUCAUUUUUCUUCAGUAGUUUCUGUUAGGCUUAGCCUACAGCAUUUCAUACAAUUACUGGAAAAAUAAAAGACGUUGACAUUAUUUGUGCUGUUUGUUUGGCCUAGGAUGUCUCUCAAGUGGUUGACAAAAAAAGAUGUACUCGCCCGAGCCAAAUGUUUAACAAAUGAGAGGGUAUUGUCUAUAAAAUGUAUGAACUAGGUACAUUAUUAAUGUUGUAUGUUGGGUGUGAGGUACCUUGUAGCUUACAUUUGAGAGCCCAGUGAGUCAAUUUUGUAUUGAACAUGUCACUGAAUUUCAUGUUGAAAUCCUUUUUCCUUUCAUUUUUGACUGCAGAUCACAAGGGUAGGUAGACCACAUCAAUGUGAACUUUCUGAAGGUUGCCAAGGGGCCUGAGCUACCUCCCUCUUUACACAGAGUAUUUUUGACAUAUCUGUUUACCCACCUGACUUUGUGGGUGCUUUCAGAGCAUAUGAAGUUUCUUAGGCAGAGGGAAGAAAUAAAAUAAUUUUAAAAUAUUAGCACUGUACAGGAGCGGACCUUGUAGAGGUCGGGAGUUUUUUAUAACAUAUAUCGAGUGUUUUUCCUGAGUCAGUUGAAUGAUGCUUCAAACAAACUAUCCUAAACAUAUUUGUGUUUUUUAAUUUGGGGUUUUUUUUCAGGAAUUGGCUUCCGCUUGCAUGGGAGCACACACUAUUAACAAAUGGGAAUUCAGUGCAGUUGUGUAUUCUGUGCUAUGGCUGUACUGAAUAUGGGUAGUUAAGGGCUAGAAUCAGUAACUUAAGCCACUGAAUUUGACCAAAUGGUUCCAUCAGAUCAAAUUUAAUCUACCUUUUCUCCUUUGCUGUUGAGAUAACUUGCAUAAUGUGUCCUCUGUAUAGUCUCAGUUAAUAAGGUUAUUUAGCACAAAGUGCAGCUUCAGUGAGAGAGCUGCUUUUGCUCAGUGAACCUGGACUACCACAUUUUACCUUCUUUUGUUCAAUAAAACUUUUAACUGCA